AUGAGUGAAACAAGUUUGAUAACAUAUUCUGAUAGAGAAAUGGAGUCAUCUCUUAAGGAUUUACUAGAGCGAAUAUUAAUGCAAUUGGAGAAAUAUAUAGAGACCAAAAAUGAUUUAAAUGAAAUUGAAAAAGAACUGAAAGAUUAUGAAAAUUUGACUUAAUUAGUAAAUAUAAUUAAAAUUAUCUUCACUAAUUUAAUGUUGAAGAUUGAAAGAAAAAUCCAGUAAGCUUUCGCAAUUAUGAAAGGAAAUUAGAAAAUAGUAUAGAUCCAAAUAUUUCGUAAAAAAGUAUAAGAACAGAAGAUGAAUAUGAAAAAUUAGAAUAAUCAGUUAUUAAAUAUGAGAGUGAGAUUAGAAAUCACAUUAGGGUAUAAAUUUUAGUAUUAAUUAAUCUUAGUUAGAAUAAUAAUUGAAAUUAUAUGCAGAAUCUAUCUAAUAAAAAUUAGAUGAAAGUGAAGCAACAAGAAAUGAAUUAUUAGAAACAACUAAAAAUAUUAUGAAUGUAUAUUAUAUUAAUAAUAUAUUAGAAUUUGAAAAGAGAGAAUCAAAAAUAUUAUGAAGAAAAUCAAUCUUAUCAAUUUGAAAUAGUAUCUCUCAAGGAAUAGAUUUAAUAACUAGAAUUUGAACAAUAAAAGAGAACUAUUGAACUUGAUCAUGUAGAUUAUGAAGUUCAGUAAAUAACUAAAAAUACUUAAUAAAUAAAAGGAUUGGUUUAAAGAAAACCAAAUUGUAAAGAAACGAAUAAGACUAAUUCAUAUUCAGAACAUAAAUUAAGUAGUUAAUUCUAAGAAAGCACUGACUAUCCUACAUAAUCAUAAGGGUCUUUGAAAUAGAACUAUUUCAAUAUUUUGUAAUAUGGAUAAAAUCAUCAUCUGUAAUCAUAAUAACAAUAAAUUAAUUUACAAUAGGAUUAAAUAAAAAGUUAUCAAAUAAAGCAUAAUUCUAUAUCAUCAAUUAAUGAUUUAAUACAAUAACAUAAUGCAAUUAAAAAUAUCAAAACACAUAUAGGAAAUUAUACAGCAUCAAAAAAUAAUUCUUAAAAUUCAAGUAUGUUACAGAAAAAUAUUCAUUGUAAAAAUAUUUCAUUUCAUCUUUUAUAGAAAGUAUUUAAACAUAACCAAGAAGUAGAAGUGGUAGUACUAAAAGAAAUAUUAAUCAAAAAUAGAAGACAUCUAUUCAUUAAUGAUGAUAGUUAUUAAAACAUUUUUGUAUUCAAUAUUUAACAUAAAUAAUAUAUGAUUAAGGCAUUUGCUUAGAAUUAUUUCAAAUCCUUAUCAGAAAACAUAUACUAUGGAUUUGCAACAAAGAUGCAAGCUAGUUCAACCUAAAAAACUAAGGAUUCUGCAGGUAGAAGAUUAGGAGUAAAGAAAUUUGGAGGAGAGGAAGUUUUUCCAAAUGAUAUUUUAAUUAGAUAAAGAGGUUUUAGAUGGAAACCAGGAUAAAAUACUUCUGUUGGAAAAGAUCAUACUAUUCAUUCUAAAGUUGAAGUAUUUUCAUUUUAUAAUUUAUUAUAAAGGGUAUUGUACAUUUCAGAAGAGAUCCAUAUAAAUUUAAGAAAAUAUUUUAUGUUGAUGUUAUUCCUAGAGAAAAUCCAAAUAGAACUCACUAUCCUCCACCACCAUACAGUUAUCAUCCAGAAUUGUUUCCUGAAUUGGCUAAGAAUAAUCCUGAACCACUUGUUUUAUUGAAAAAAAGCGAAGAAAAAGUGGAAUAGUAAAUAAAAUACUAUGGCUUUAAAAUUUCAGAAAAAUAAUAUAAACCUAUUGAAAUACCAGUUGAAUAUAAGCCAGAAUUUUCGAUUUCCACUUUGUAAUAACAGUUGAGUAUUAAUAAAUAGUGAUAAUAUAUUAAAAU
Messenger RNA from Paramecium primaurelia, 1854 nucleotides. NCBI's taxonomy places the organism in Eukaryota, Ciliophora, Oligohymenophorea, Peniculida, Parameciidae. The record is from the annotation of a GenBank genome assembly.